Galeopterus variegatus (Sunda flying lemur) is the source of this 3453-nucleotide messenger RNA. RefSeq names its product deleted in malignant brain tumors 1 (gene DMBT1). Lineage: Eukaryota; Metazoa; Chordata; Mammalia; Dermoptera; Cynocephalidae. Gene Ontology annotation, cellular component: membrane. The record is from RefSeq and is a predicted model, not a curated record.
AUGGGGAUCUGCACAGCCAUCCUUGGAAUGUGUCUUUUAUGGAGUCAAGUUCUAUCUACAGAUUUGGUCCUGAGGUUGGUGACUGGAGGUGGGCAGAGUAAGGGCUGGUAUCGGAGCCAGGUGGAGGUCCUAUACCAAGGCCCCUGGGGCACUGUGUGUGACGACAGCUGGGACAUCAAUGAUGCCAUCAUGGUCUGCAGGCAGCUUGGCUGGGAUUUGACCGGAUCAGGGCUGAUUGUCCUAAAUGACGUGGACUGCUUGGGGCAGGAGUCCUACAGGUGGAGCUGCCCCCACAGAGGCUGGCUCAGACACAACUGUGCCUGGGAAGAUGCUGGUUAUGAUGCAGGUUUGCCUCUGAGGCUGGUGAAUGGAGGUGACCGGUGUCAGGGCUGGGUGGAGGUUCUGUAGCAAGGCUCGUGGGGCACUGUGUGUGACGACAGCCGGGACACCCAGGAUGCAAAUGUCAUAUGUCGCCAGCUUGGCUGUGGCCAUUCUGUGUCGGCCCCCAGCGAGGCCCACUUUGGUCAUGGCUCAGGGAACAUUCUCUUGGGUGACGUGUACUGCUCAGGAAGGGAGCCCUACCUGUCGAGCUGUUCCCACAGCAGGUGGUACAGCCACAGAUGUGGUCACAGGGAAGACGCUGGAGUUGUGUGCUCAGGAUCUGAUUUGGUAUUGGACCUGAGGCUGGUGAACGGAGGUGACCGGUGUCAGGGCCGGGUGGAGACCUGGACAGAAAAGGGGGUCUCAGGCGAGUCAAUGCUGAAGUCUAACCGCUGCCAUAUUCACAGGCGAGGGCCUGCCCAGGUGACUUUGGCCAUGAAAAACGUCUCAGUGUGGAGCUUGCUGCAGAUCCUUGACCUCAAGAAAGGGAUGGAUGAGGUGUUCUUAUGUUUUUCUCUAGGUGACGAGUCAGCUCUGUCCCUGAGGCUAGUGAACGGAGGUGACCGGUGUCAGGGCCGGGUGGAGGUCCUAUACCAAGGCUCGUGGGGCACCGUGUGUGAUGACAGCUGGGACAUCAACGAUGCCAAUGUGGUCUGCAGGCAGCUGAGCUGUGGCUGGGCCACGUCCGCCCCAGGGAGUGCCCGGUUCGGCCAGGGCUCAGGGCAGAUUGUCCUCGAUGACGUGGGCUGCUCGGGGCAGGAGUCCUACCUGUGGAGCUGCCCCCACAAUGGAUGGCUCAGACACAACUGUAACCACGGGGAAGACGCCAGUGUCAUCUGCUCAGCUGCAGAAGUGAAUUUUACCACCCCAGAUGGGUGGCACCCAAUUACUACAACCGCUGUAGGACCCUCUUCAAAUUGUGGUGGCUUCUUAUUCAAUGCCAGUGGGACAUUUUCCAGUCCAUACUACCCUGGAUACUACCCCAACAAUGCUCAUUGUGUCUGGGAAAUAGAAGUGAGUUCCGGUUAUCGCAUAAACCUGGGCUUCAAUGACCUGCAGUUGGAGGUGCACGUUGGUUGCAUUUAUGACUAUGUUGAAAUCUUGGAUGGAUCGUUGAAUAGCAGUAAUUUGCUGGGGAAAAUCUGUAAUGGCACCAGGGAAAUAUUCACAUCUUCUUACAACCGAAUGACCGUUCGAUUUCGAAGUGACAUCAGUGUCCAAAACACUGGUUUUUUGGCUUGGUAUAACUCCUUCCCAAGAGAUGCCAGCUUGAGAUUGGUCAAUUCAAACGCCUCUUAUAAUGCAUGUGCUGGACGUGUGGAAAUUUACCAUGGUGGCAAAUGGGGGACAGUUUGUGAUGACUCCUGGAGCAUUCACGAUGCCCAGGUGGUCUGCAGACAGCUGGGGUGUGGAUACGCAGAAUCAGCCCUGGGAAAUGCCCAUUUUGGCUCUGGCUCUGGUCCCAUCACCCUGGACGAUGUGGAGUGUUCAGGGACAGAAUCCACUCUCUGGCAAUGCAGGAACCGAGGUUGGUUCUCCCAUAACUGUGGCCACCACGAAGAUGCUGGUGUCAUCUGUUCAGGAAGCUACACAACGACACCUGCUCCUGUUCACAACGUCACCCACCCAAACGCAAAUUAUUCCUGUGGAGGCUUCCUGUCCCAAUCAUCAGGACGCUUUUCCAGUCCAUUCUAUCCUGGGAACUAUCCGAACAACGCCAGAUGCGUGUGGGACAUUGAAGUCCAGAACAACUACCGCGUGACUGUUACCUUCAGAGACGUCCAGCUGGAAGGUGGAUGCAACUAUGAUUACAUUGAAGUUUUCGACGGCCCCCACCAGAGCUCCCCUCUCAUUGCGCGGGUUUGCGAUGGGGCUGAGGGCUCCUUCACGUCAUCAUCAAACUUCAUGUCUGUUCGCUUCAUCAGUGAUGGCAGCAUCACGAGGAAAGGGUUCCAGGCUGAGUACUACUCUAGCCCUUCCAAUGACAGCACCAAGCUGCUUUGUCUGCCGAAUCACAUGCAAGCCAUUGUGAGCAGAAGCUACCUCCAAUCCCUGGGCUAUUCUGCCAGUGACCUUGUCAUUUCCAGCUGGAAUGGAAGCUAUCAGUGUCAGCACCAGAUAACACCAAGCCAGGUGAUAUUCACAAUACCCUACUCAGGCUGUGGCACCAUCAAGCAGGUAGAUAAUGACACCAUCAACUAUUCCAACUUCCUCAAAGCAGCUGUUUCAAGUGGCAUCAUCAAAAGGAAGCCGGACCUCCACGUUCACAUCAGCUGCAAGAUGUUCCAGAACACCUGGGUCGAAACGAUGUACAUUGCUAAUGACACCAUUGAGGUCAAGGAAGUCCAGUAUGACAAUUUUGACGUGAACAUAUCCUUUUACACCUCCUCUUCAUUCUUACAUCCCGUGACCAGCAGCCCGUACUACGUGGACCUGAACCAGAACUUGUACCUUCAGGCAGAAAUACUCCAUUCGGAUGCCUCUCUGACCUUGUUUGUGGACACCUGUGUGGCAUCUCCUUACUCCGAUGACUUUAGCUCUUUGACUUAUGAUCUAAUCCGGAGUGGGUGUGUGAGGGAUGAGACCUACCGGUCCUACUCCCAGCCGUCGCCUCGCAUCGCCCGCUUCCAAUUCAGUUCCUUCCACUUCCUGAACCGCUUCCCGUCCGUGUACAUGCAGUGCAAAAUGGUGGUGUGCAGAGCCUACGACGACGGUUCCCGGUGCUACCAAGGCUGCAUAGUGAGAUCCAAGAGGGACUUGGGCUCCUACCAGGGAAAGGUGGAUGUCGUCCUGGGGCCGAUCCAGCUGCAGAUCCCAUGCAGAGAAGAGGAGCCUGGACCUGUCGGUGGCGGACGUGGAGGAGUCGGCCAGCUCCCAGGGGAGCUAUCACAGCACUGCCCUCUCCGCUGGGGUCUUCUUGGCUGUGGUCCUGGCCGUGGUGGCCUUCAUGCUGGGGAAGAGGACACGCCCCGCCAGUGGCCAGCCCCCGAGCACAAGGAUGUGAAGGCAGGACAUGGCAUGCAGACAUGGGCUCCAUGUGCUCAGUCAACCAAGAUAGGACAGAAAAAAUGA